AUGAUGUUGAUUGAUCCUAACAAGUAUCCUAACUCACAUUCGAACUUAAAUGAGUUAAGGAACAAAUGGUUUGUCAACCUAUCUAAUGUGAACAUUCCGGUUGAGAUUCAAUGUUUUUUACAACUGGGUGAGAAUUUUAGCCUUCCUCACAUCAACACUCCCAAGUUAACUAUGGAAUUCAUAAAACAUGUAGAAUGCAACUUGUGGAAGAUUCCUCCUGAAUUAAGAAACCUUAUUAGAGACAAUUCGAAAUCCAUAAUUAAAAAUAUUUCCUCAUUUUCUUAUCCUAGAAAUUUACAUAAUGAAUGGUUGAUGCGUCUUUAUUCGACCACAAAAAAUUUUCUCCAUAAUAACAAAGAUCUCAUCCUCACUCGUGCUGACAAGGGUAACGUUACUGUAGCUCUCGAUAAAUCCGAUUAUUUAAACAAAGUUGAAGUUUUGCUCCGUGAUGAGAACACCUAUGUAAUAAUCAAAAAAGAUCCUACUAAAAAAUUGAUUUUGAAUUUGAAAGAACUAUUAUCUAGAUGGAAGAAUCACGGUUAUAUCUCUAAUGUAACUUAUAAAUCUCUUCUGUUCACCGAUGGUACCUUGCCUAGAGCUUAUGGUUUGCCUAAAAUCCAUAAGAUUGACAUUCAAUUCAGACUCAUUGUUUCUUCUAUUAAUAGCCCACUUUAUUCUCUCGCAUUGUUUUUGCACAAGGUCAUAAUUAAGAACUUGCCUGUUGCCUCUAGUCAGGUUAAUAACAGCUUUGAUUUAGUACAUAAUUUGGCGAAUGUCCAUAUGGAUGAUAACUCUAAACUGAUCUCUCUGGAUGUCAUUUCCUUAUUCACAAAUAUUCCUAUUGAUCUUGCUCUUCUCAGCGUCUCGAACAGAUGGUGUUUUAUACGUGAUGCGUGUGAUCUGCCCGAAUCCGAGUUUUUAAAUGCAGUCAGACUAGUUUUAAACUCUACUUUUUUUACUUUUAAUAACAUCAUAUACAAACAAACUUUUGGUACUCCCAUGGGAUCUCCUUUAUCACCUAUCAUAGCAGAUAUUGUCUUACAAGACCUAGAAAAGAAUGCUUUGAAUAUGCUCAAAUUUACCCCCCGUUUUUAUUUUAGAUACGUUGACGAUAUUUUAAUGACAGUUCCUUCCGACUCUACUGACAUGACUCUUUCUAUUUUUAACUCAUUUCAUGACAGACUACAAUUUACAUCUGAAUUAGAAGUUGACAGAAAAAUCAAUUUCCUAGAUGUAACUAUAAUUGUGGAAAAUAAUGCUUUAAUUUUUGACUGGUUUCAUAAAUCUACAUUUUCGGGCAAAUAUUUAAAUUAUUAUUCCCAACACCCGUUAUGCCAGAAGAGGGGCACGAUAAUCGGCCUUGUUGAUAAGGCUUUUUCUUUAUCACAUCCAAGAUUUCACAGCAAAAACCUUGAUCUUAUCGUUAGAAUCCUUUUGAACAAUUGCUAUCCGCUGAGCGUCAUUUUUGAAGUCAUGAAUAAGAGGCUGAGAUUCUUGAUCGGUAGUCAUGGUCGCAUUGUUAAUGGGACGCAGAAUAGUUCCCCCACUUAUUUCACUGUUCCGUAUUUACCAAAUGUUACAGAACAGUUUAGGAACAUCACAAAAAACUUGGAUAUUAAACUUUCCUACACCAGUUUAAAUAAACUAAACAAGUUUAUAAAAGUGCAUAAAGACUACAUUCCUAGUAACUACAAAACUAACGUAGUCUACAAAAUAAACUGCUCUGAUUGUGACGCUUCUUAUAUCGGUCAAACUUCGAGAAUGCUGAAGACAAGAAUUUUUGAACAUAGAUCUCAGAUUAACAGGAAUCAUGUGACUCCUUCAACUGUCACAAGUCAUAGACUGCAGUGUGAUCAUGACUUUCGUUGGGAUGAUGUUCAGGUUUUAGACGAAACUUCAUCUUAUUAUAAAAGACUUAUUUCUGAAAUGUUGUUUAUUAAGAGACAAAAGAAUGGUUUAAAUUUGCAGACAGACACAGAAAAUUUACCGUCUUUAUAUCUUGACAUUAUAAACAAGUUACCGAAAAUUUGA
Messenger RNA from Camponotus floridanus (Florida carpenter ant), 2031 nucleotides. RefSeq lists its product as uncharacterized. Bases 1 to 2031 code for a protein of 676 amino acids. Lineage: Eukaryota; Metazoa; Arthropoda; Insecta; Hymenoptera; Formicidae. The transcript has a single exon. The record is from RefSeq and is a predicted model, not a curated record.